Messenger RNA from Chelmon rostratus (copperband butterflyfish), 1989 nucleotides. RefSeq names its product acyl-CoA dehydrogenase family member 11-like. The coding region runs from base 60 to 1964 and encodes 634 amino acids. The record is from RefSeq and is a predicted model, not a curated record. The transcript has 15 exons. NCBI's taxonomy places the organism in Eukaryota, Metazoa, Chordata, Actinopteri, Chaetodontiformes, Chaetodontidae. Gene Ontology annotation, molecular function: oxidoreductase activity, acting on the CH-CH group of donors.
UAUCUUCACAAACAGGACAGCGGAAUGGAAUGAACUUUGGCCCACUUUGGUCUUGAGCCAUGUCAGUGCGUUCAGCCCUCCUGAACCGCCGCAUAGCUGGAGGCUGCGGCAGGGUGUUGCGUGGUGUUCCUCGUCAGCUCGUCCACGUCAGAUCAGCCAGUGCUGUUGAGCCGGGCGCAAGAUCUGAUGAAGAGCAACUCUGGGAGGCAGCAGGCUUCCUGCCGUUCUCCGGAGCCAAGAUAGGAUCUUUCUUCCAGGAAAGGCCAGUGCUGAAGAACCCAUUUCUAGAGGAUGCCUUGCUCAGAGGAUACCUGAGGAGACACCUGCCUCAGGAGGCUGCUUUCUCAGACUUAUGUGCAUUUGGAGAGCGCGUGGCCAAUGAGGUAGACAGGUGGGGCAGAGAGUGUGAGGUUGCUCCUCCACAGUUGGUGCACUUUGACCCCUGGGGUCGCAGAGUGGACCACAUCGUGACCUCUCCGGCCUGGAAGCGUAUGAAAGACCUGUCUGCGCAGGAAGGACUGGUUGCCAUUGGCUAUGAGAGGUCAUUUGGAGAGUGGAGUCGUGUGUACCAAAUGAGCAAGUUGUACAUCUUCUCUCCUUCCUCUGGUCUCUACACCUGUCCUCUGGCUAUGACUGAUGGAGCUGCUAAAGUCAUACAGUCUAUAGGUGUUUCGUGGCCUGUAGAUGACGCCUACAGUCGUUUAACCUCCCGUCAGCCUGAACGUUUCUGGACGUCUGGACAGUGGAUGACAGAACGACAGGGAGGAUCAGACGUGGCCAGUGGCACAGAGACAGUGGCUGUUCCCCAGGCGGAUGGUUCCUACAAACUUCACGGCUUCAAGUGGUUCACCUCUGCUACAGACGCUGACAUGACUCUCACACUGGCCAGAGUGCAGGACAGAACAGGAGCAACCACACCGGGUAGCAGGGGUUUGUCUUUGUUCUACGCAGAGGUGAGUAGAGAUGAGGAUGGUCGGCUGAAGGGGAUAGAGGUUCAGAGACUGAAGGACAAGCUGGGCACAAGACAGAUGCCGACUGCUGAGCUACUGCUUGACGGCCUGCCAGCACACAGGCUCUCAGAGGAAGGGAGAGGUGUGGCCUCUAUAGCUAACAUGCUAACUAUAACCCGGAUCCACAACAGUGUGUCUGCAGCAGCUGCAAUGAGAAGGGUGGUCCAGUUAGCUCGUGACUACGCCACUCGCCGCACUGCCUUUGGAAAGCUUCUUAAAGACCACCCACUGCACAUACAGACUCUUGCUAGGAUGGAGGUGGAGACUCGUGGAGCAUUUCUUCUGGUGAUGGAUGUGUGUCGUCUGUUGGGUCGAGAGGAAAGUGGCAUGGCGAGCCAGCUUGAUACAAACCUGCUACGUCUGCUCACUCCUGUGGUUAAACUGUACACUGGGAAGCAGGCGGUGGCUGUGGUGUCGGAGGGUUUGGAAAGCUUCGGCGGACAGGGCUACAUUGAGGAUACCGGGUUGCCUGGACUACUUCGCGACGCACAGGUGUUGAGUAUUUGGGAAGGUACCACAAAUGUCCUGUCUCUGGAUGUGCUGCGCUGUGUGGCUCGUAGCUCAGGACUGGUUCUUCAUGCUUACUUCACCCAUGCCAAGUCCCUGCUUGCAAGUGCAUCAGGUGUUUCUUCAUUGGCUCCAGCAGUGAAAGCAGUGGAUGGCGCACUCUCUGAACUGGAGGACUUUGUUCAGGUAGCGGCUACCAGAGCACCUGGCUACCUGGAGCUAGCAGCCAGAGACCUGGCAUACAGCCUGGCUCGCACCUACACAGCUGCCCUCCUCAUUGCCCAUGCUUGUUGGAAAGGAGCCUCUCCAUCCGACACCUUUGCAGCUCUCAGGUGGUGUGAGCACGAUUUAUGUCCUGUGGCGACUAAACAGGCGAGAGGCUGCUAUGAUCCCAGCACUCCACCACUCGAUGCUGCUCUGGUGUAUGACCAGCGGAUCCAGGACUGAAUGUUCACGGAUAACAGAUGAGACU